Messenger RNA from Penicillium daleae, 1392 nucleotides. Its product is annotated as putative guanine deaminase. Gene Ontology annotation, molecular function: guanine deaminase activity; zinc ion binding. The coding region runs from base 1 to 1392 and encodes 463 amino acids. The transcript has a single exon. The record is from RefSeq and is a predicted model, not a curated record. Lineage: Eukaryota; Fungi; Ascomycota; Eurotiomycetes; Eurotiales; Aspergillaceae. Gene Ontology annotation, cellular component: cytosol. Gene Ontology annotation, biological process: guanine catabolic process.
AUGGAGGACUUGGAUAAAACCUCAACCCCCGCAUCAGGCCUCCCUCUCGCAUUUCACGGCACCGCAAUUCACUCUCGCAGCUUGACUGAACUCCAGAUUCUGGAAAACUGCUUCAUUCUGGUCGAUAAAACAGGCAAGAUCCAAGCACUGCAAGCAGACGUGGAAUCCAGUCAAAUCAGCUCCAUCAUCUCGGAUCACGGAUAUGCGCCCGAUGUGUUCCCAGUCAAGUAUCUUCGUCGAGGCGAAUUCUUGUGUCCGGGCUUCGUGGACACCCACAAUCAUGCCCCUCAGUGGACACAGCGUGGUGUGGGCCGCGGCAUAUCACUGAUCGACUGGUUGAACAAAGUUACGUUCGCCCACGAAGCCAAGUUCGCUGACGCCGAGUAUGCCAAGCGCACGUACGCUUCGUGUGUCGAGGGCUUCCUCCAGCAGGGUAUUACGACUGCAUCCUACUAUGGAUCUCAUCACGGUGAAGCGACGUGUAUCUUGGCCGACACCUGCUACGAGAAAGGCCAGCGAGCCUUGGUUGGCAAGUGCAAUAUGAAUCGGAACGCUCCAGACUGGUAUCGCGAUCCAUCCAUCUCGGACUCCUUGCGCGAGACACGAGCAUUGAUCCAGCACGUCCAGGGUCUUGAUCCAGAAGCUCGGUUGGUGAAGCCCGUCAUCACCCCUCGAUUCGCAAUUUCGUGCGAAUCGGAUCUUCUCUCGGGUCUGGGGGCUAUUGCUCAGGAAUAUCCUGACCUGCCGAUUCAGACCCAUUUCAACGAGGAAAAGCAGGAGAUCGAGUUCACCCGCGAACUGUUUCCAAAUUUCCACCUAGAAGCCGAUCUAUACCGGCAUUUUGGAUUACUUAACGACCGAUCUAUCUUGGCCCACUGCAUCUAUCUGGAAGAAAAAGAAAUGGAGAUGCUACAAGAGCUCCGUUGUGGUGUGGCGCACUGCCCAAUUGCCAAUACCACCAUGCGCGAUUUUAUGAUUGCGCCCAUUCGCGAGUACCUUCGCCGCGGGAUCAAGGUCGGUCUGGGGACAGACAGUGGCGGUGGGUAUUCCUCAUCCAUGUUGGAUGCGAUGAAGCAAGCUUUCGUGGUGUCGAUCGCCCAAAAGACGCUCACCAACGGACGAGACGAACCAUUGUCACUGGCCGAGGGGUUCUACCUCGCGACAAUGGGCGGAGCUCAAGUUUGUGGCUUGGAGGAUAAGAUCGGUAGCUUUGCGGUGGGAAAGGAGUUCGAUGCCCUGGAGAUACAUACUGUCGAUCUUGAGCAACGCGGGGUGAUGUCGCCCGUCGAAGAGGAUGACUCGACUUUCGUCAUCUUUGAAAAGUUUCUCAUGACGGGCGAUGAUCGGAACAUUGCCAAAGUUUAUGUCCAGGGGCGAUCGGUGAAAGUAUGA